This is a messenger RNA of Echinops telfairi (small Madagascar hedgehog), 5621 nucleotides long. RefSeq names its product death associated protein kinase 1 (gene DAPK1). The transcript has 25 exons. NCBI's taxonomy places the organism in Eukaryota, Metazoa, Chordata, Mammalia, Afrosoricida, Tenrecidae. Gene Ontology annotation, cellular component: nucleus; cytoplasm. The record is from RefSeq and is a predicted model, not a curated record. Bases 97 to 4389 code for a protein of 1430 amino acids. Gene Ontology annotation, molecular function: protein binding; protein serine/threonine kinase activity; ATP binding. Gene Ontology annotation, biological process: protein phosphorylation; intracellular signal transduction; positive regulation of apoptotic process.
GAUGCAUGAGGGGCCCGCGGCGGCGCACGAGUGGUGGUGAUGGUUCGGGAGCGGAGCACAAGUGCACAGGGCUUCUGUGAGGCGUGACAGUUGAUCAUGACGGUGUUCAGGCAGGAAAACGUGGAUGAUUACUACGACACCGGCGAGGAACUUGGCAGCGGGCAGUUUGCUGUCGUGAAGAAAUGCCGGGAGAAAAGCACAGGUCUCCAGUAUGCUGCCAAGUUUAUCAAGAAAAGGCGGACGCGAUCCAGCCGGCGGGGUGUGAGCCGGGAGGACAUCGAGCGGGAGGUCAGCAUCCUCAAGGAGAUCCAGCACCCAAACGUCAUCACCCUGCACGAGGUCUAUGAGAGCAAGACUGAUGUCAUCCUCAUCCUGGAACUCGUUGCAGGUGGCGAGCUGUUUGACUUCUUAGCUGAAAAGGAAUCUUUGACUGAAGAAGAAGCAACAGAAUUUCUCAAGCAAAUUCUCAAUGGGGUUUACUACUUACACUCCCUUCAGAUCGCCCACUUUGAUCUUAAGCCUGAAAACAUAAUGCUUUUGGAUAGAAAUGUCCCCAAGCCUCGGAUCAAGAUCAUUGACUUUGGGUUGGCCCAUAAAAUUGACUUUGGAAACGAAUUCAAAAAUAUAUUUGGGACACCAGAGUUUGUUGCUCCUGAGAUCGUCAACUACGAACCCCUUGGUCUCGAGGCAGACAUGUGGAGCGUCGGCGUCAUAACCUACAUUCUCUUAAGUGGGGCCUCCCCAUUUCUUGGAGACACGAAACAAGAAACCCUCACGAAUGUAUCUGCUGUCAACUACGAAUUUGAGGAAGAGUACUUCAGUAAUACCAGUGCCCUAGCCAAAGAUUUCAUAAGAAGACUUCUAGUCAAGGAUCCCAAAAAGAGGAUGACAAUUCAAGAUAGUUUGCAGCAUCCCUGGAUCAAGCCUAAAGAUACUCAGCAAGCUCUUAGUAGAAAAGCGUCUGCCGUAAACAUGGAGAAAUUCAAGAAGUUUGCAGCCCGAAAAAAGUGGAAACAAUCCGUCCGCCUCAUAUCACUGUGCCAACGAUUGUCCAGGUCGUUCUUGUCCAGGAGUACCCUGAGCGUGGCCAGAAGCGACGACACUCUGGAUGAAGAAGACUCUUUUGUGAUGAAAGCCAUCAUUCAUGCCAUCAAUGAUGACAAUGUUCCAGGCUUGCAACACCUUCUGGGCUCUUUGUCCAACUACGAUGUUAACCAACCCAACAAGCAUGGGACACCUCCAUUACUUAUUGCUGCUGGCUGUGGGAAUAUUCAAAUACUGCAGUUGCUCAUUAAAAGAGGCUCAAGAAUCAAUGUCCAAGAUAAGGGGGGAUCUAAUGCCAUCUAUUGGGCCUCUCGGCAUGGUCAUGUAGAUACCUUGAAGUUUCUCAUUGAGAACAAAUGCCCUCUGGAUGUCAAGGACAAGGCUGGAGAGACGGCCCUUCACGUGGCAGCACGCUAUGGCCAUGCUGACGUGGUUCAGCUCCUGUGCGGUUUUGGCUCCAAUCCCAAUUUCCAGGACAAGGAAGAAGAGACCCCGCUGCACUGUGCCGCCUGGCACGGCUAUCACUCUGUGGCUAAGGCCCUGUGUGAAGCUGGCUGCAACGUGAACAUUAAGAACCGGGAAGGCGAGACCCCCCUCCUUACGGCUUCAGCCCGAGGCUACCACGACAUCGUAGAGUGUCUAGCUGAAUACGGCGCUGACCUGGAUGCCUGCGACAAGGACGGACACAUUGCUCUUCAUCUCGCUGUCCGACGCUGUCAGAUGGAAGUCAUCAAGACCCUGCUCAGCCAAGGAUGCCUGGUGGAUUUCCAAGACAGGCAUGGCAACACCCCUCUCCAUGUGGCCUGCAAAGAUGGCAACGUGCCCAUUGUGGUGGCCCUCUGCGAAGCACACUGCAACCUGGACAUCUCAAACAAGUACGGAAGAACCCCUCUCCAUCUGGCAGCCAACAACGGGAUUCUGGAUGUGGUCCGGUUCCUUUGUCUGACUGGUGCCAACGUGGAAGCGCUCACUUCUGAUGGAAAGACAGCAGAAGACCUCGCUAAGUCAGAGCAGCAUGAACAUGUAGCUGGUCUCCUUGCAAGACUCCGAAAAGACACGCACCGGGCCCUCUUCAUCCAGCAGCUCCGGCCCACGCAGACCCUCCAGCCGAGAAUCAAACUCAAGCUGUUUGGCCACGCGGGUUCUGGCAAAACCACCCUGGUGGAAUCCCUCAAGUGCGGGCUGCUCAGGAGCUUCUUUCGCAGGCGGCGGCCCCGGCUCUCCUCCACCAGCUCCACCCGCUUCCCGCCAUCGCCCCUGGCUUCCAAGCCUGCAGUCUCCGUGAGCAGCAGCAACCUGUACCCUGGCUGUGAGAAUGUGAGCGUGCGCAGCCGCAGCAUGAUGUUUGAGCCGGGGCUCACCAAAGGGGUGCUGGAGGUGUUCGUGGCCCCGCCCCACCACCCGCACUGCUCGGCCGACGACCAGUCCACCAAAGCCAUAGACAUCCAGAACGCCUAUCUGAACGGAGUCGGCGAUUUCAGCGUGUGGGAGUUCUCUGGAAAUCCUGUGUAUUUCUGCUGUUAUGAUUAUUUUGCUGCAAAUGACCCCACCUCAAUCCACGUCAUCGUUUUUAGCCUGGAAGAACCCUACGAGAUCCAGCUGAACCAAGUGAUUUUCUGGCUGAGCUUCCUGAAGUCUCUUGUCCCUGUAGAAGAGGCCAUUGCGUUUGGUGGUAAGCUGAAGAACCCACUGCGAGUCAUCCUGGUGGCCACUCACGCUGACAUCAUGAACAUCCCUCGUCCCGCUGGAGGUGAAUUUGGUUAUGACAAAGACAUGUCAUUGCUGAAAGAGAUCAGGAACAGGUUUGGGAAUGACCUUCAUAUUUCAAAUAAGCUGUUCGUUCUGGAUGCUGGGGCUUCUGGGUCCAAAGACAUGAAGGUACUCCGAAAUCACCUCCAGGAAAUUCGAAGCCAGAUUAUUUCCGCGUGCCCACCAAUGACCCACCUGUGUGAGAAGAUCAUCUGUACACUGCCUUCUUGGAGGAGACUCAAUGGGCCCAACCAGCUCAUGUCACUGCAGCAGUUCAUGUGUGACGUGCAGGACCAGCUGAACCCCCUGGCCAGCGUGGAGGACCUCAGGCGCAUAGCCCAGCAGCUCCACAGCACCGGCGAGAUCAACAUCAUGCAGAGUGAAACGGUCCAGGACGUGCUGCUGCUGGACCCCCGCUGGCUCUGCACCACAGUCCUGGGGAAGCUGCUCUCCGUCGAGACGCCCCGGGCCCUGCACCACUACAGGGGCCGCUACACCGUGGAGGACAUCCAGCGCCUGGUCCCUGACAGUGACGUGGAGGAGCUGCUUCAGAUCCUCGACGCCAUGGACAUCUGCGCCCGGGACCUGAGCAGCGGCACCAUGGUGGACAUACCCUCCCUGAUCAAGACGGACAACCUGCACCGUUCCUGGACCGACGAAGAGGAUGAAGUGAUGGUCUACGGUGGCGUGCGCAUCGUCCCAGUGGAGCACCUCACUCCCUUCCCCUGUGGCAUCUUCCACAAAAUCCAGGUCAACCUCUGCCGGUGGAUCCACCAGCAGAGCACCGAGGGUGAUGCCGACAUCCGCCUGUGGGUGAACGGCUGCAAGAUCGCCAACCGCGGGGCGGAGCUGCUGGUGCUUCUGGUCAACCACGGCCAGGGCGUGGAGGUCCAGGUCCGUGGUCUGGAGACGGACAAGAUCAAGUGCUGCCUCCUGCUGGACUCGGUGUGCAGCACCAUCGAGAACCUCAUGGCCACCACGCUGCCCGGGCUGCUGACCGUGAAGCAUUACUUGAGCCCCCAGCAGCUCAGGGAGCGCCACGAGCCCGUCAUGAUCUACCAGCCCCGGGACUUCUUCCGCGCGCAGACCCUGAAGGAGACCUCGCUGACGAACACCAUGGGGGGCUACAAGGAGAGUUUCAGUAGCAUCAUGUGCUUCGGGUGUCAUGACGUCUACUCUCAGGCCAGCCUCGGGAUGGACAUCCACGCUUCGGAUCUGAACCUCCUGACCCGGAGGAAACUGAGCCGCCUGCUGGACCCACCUGAUCCCAUGGGCAAGGACUGGUGCCUCCUAGCCAUGAACCUGGGCCUCCCUGACCUCGUGGCCAAGUACAACUCCAACAACGGGGCUCCCAGGGAUUUCCUCCCAAGCCCAGUCCACGCCCUGCUCCGGGAAUGGACCGCUUACCCCGAGAGCACGGUUGGCAUCCUCAUGUCCAAACUCAGGGAGCUGGGCCGCCGGGAUGCGGCCGACUUCUUACUGAAGGCGUCCUCUGUGUUCAAGAUCAACCUGGAAGUCAGCGGCCAGGAGGCCUAUGCCUCCAGCUGCAACAGUGGCACGUCCUAUAACUCCAUCAGCUCCGUGGUGUCACGAUGAAGGCCUGGCAGAAGGGCUGCAGCCUCCCUUGCCCAGGGACACCUCUGGGCACCCCGCUCCCCUGCCCCCCUCUUCACCUGCUCCGAGGCCACUACCUCCCGAGCUCUCACUCAUUCCGUUUCUCCUAGGUGAGUGGCCUUCCCCGUUCCCAGGCCCUUGGACACCUAGUAAAUGUCCACUCAGUGGUCCGGGCUCCAUGUCUCGCGCCCCAGCACCUGGCUUCUUCCUGAUCCUUUUACCAGGAUUCUUAACUUUUCAAUAGUUUUUCUUUCUUUCUUCUUCUUCUUUUUUUUUUUUUUUUUAAUUUAUUGAUUGUCCUCUUAAAGAGAAAGAAGAAAAAAAAAAAGCACACAUUGAUCCAAAGUGUGUCUUCCUUAUCCGUUAUUUUCUUUGGGGCACUAUCUGUCUCCUGUGCGUUUCUAUUUUAUACUUGUAAGGAGAACCGCCGCCCACAUCUGGAACCCCACGGUAUGAUUUAUAAACAGACAUUAUGUGAGUGCCUUUUGCAGGAGAGCGUGUGCUGGGAAUCUGGGGCAGCUGGGCAUUGUCACAAAGGAAACCUACCUCUCUCUGUCCCUCACUGCAUGCGGUCAUCCCCAGAGGUGCUUCACCCCUGUUUUGUCUGUGUUCUUGUUUUGUUCCUGGCUAUCUUGGUGUUUUGUUUGGUGAGGAAAGGGCAGAGAGGAGCUCCCUCGAGGGUGGUCUCACGGCCAGUGUUGUUGCUCUGCGACCCUUCUGCAUCUGCUUCUGCUCCGUGUGAUGAUCCCCCCAGAUCCUACCGACUGUCACACUUCAUCAGCCCUCUCAUCUCAGGUAGAAGGUCGGCUCAGUUGCAGGGUGACGGAGACCUGUGUCAACAAGCAGCAGCCAGACCCCCCAGCUAACUCUCCGUUGUCCUUUGUGCAUAGCAGAUGGGUCCCCAUGCGUAGAUCCCAGUUUGACAACUUCCUGUACUUGAAAUUUAAAGACAGACAACAGAAAAUAAAGGAAGCAAUUUUUCUUGCAGUGGUUUUAAAUUGUGAUAGAGUUUAAAAUCGAUAUGAAGGAGAACACGUCCUAAUUCUUCUAUCCCAAGAAGCAUGUAAUUUUACUGCUAUAUCAUAUGUAUAUAUAUGUGGUAUGUAUAUACAUAUAUAUUAAUGCUGGUAUUUUUACUUAAUCUAUAAAAUAUAGUCGAGUUGAGUUUGGUUUUUUGUUGUUCUUUUUUGUCCUUUUCUUUUUUUUUUUAUAAA